GUAGUAAAGACUGCUGAGGUGUUUAAUGUGUGGAUCGUGUCUCUCUUGUUCUCCACAGUCAUGAGUUCAGCUCUGUAUCUGGUCCUGCUUUUCUCAGCUCUGUGGACGCUCUCCUUCUGUGGGACUCGUCAGUUUUAUGUGGUGAAUGUAAAUAAGACCUGGACCGACGCUCAGAAAUACUGCAGAGAGAAAUACACUGACCUGGCCACCAUUCAGAGCAACGGGAACAUGGCUAGUAUAAAAGCUUAUUUCAAUGGGUCAGCAGGCAAUUUCUGGAUUGGACUGAGACAGAAAGUUCAACAGAACAGCACUAGCUGGAUCUGGUCAGAUGGGAGUAACUCCUCAUACAGAUACUGGAACACUGGAGAGCCAAACAACACUGGGAGUGACAACUGUGUGGUAUUACAGGGUGACUCUGCAUACAAAUGGAAUGACCUGAACUGUUCUUGGUCAAAUCAGUUUAUCUGCCAUAUAGACCUUCCGCUCAUCCUGAUUACUCAGAACAAGACGUGGAGAGAAGCUCUGGGCUACUGCAGAGAGAAUCAUGUGGAUCUGGUUUCUGUUCACACUAAGAAAAUUCAGAACUUGGUGGAGAUGAUUACUAACAAAAUAUACACUGCCCAUGUGUGGAUGGGUCUGCGUCACACCUGUGCUCAGAGCUUCUGGUUCUGGGUGAGUGGAUCGACUAUCUGCUACCAGAACUGGGCUCCAGGGAACGGGACAGGGGUGGAAGACUGCAGUGGAGGAGAAAGAACAGGAGCGGUGCAGCCUGGAAGUAAGCAGUGGGUCAGUCUGCCAGAGGAUCAGAGACUCAACUUCAUCUGCACCACCUCUGAGGUCAUGAGUUCAGCUCUGUAUCUGGUCCUGCUUUUCUCAGCUCUGUGGACGGUCACCUGUGGGACUCGUCAGUUUCAUGUGGUGAAUCAAGAUAAGAACUGGACCGACGCUCAGAAACACUGCAGAGAGAACUUCACUGACCUGGCCACCAUUGAGAACCAGGAGGAGAUGAACGCUCUGAUAGCUUUUCUCAACGGGACAGCAGGCCGUUUCUGGAUAGGACUGAGACAGAAAUUUCAACAGAGCCCUCCUAGCUGGAUCUGGUCAGAUGGGAGUAACUCCUCAUACAGAUACUGGAACACUGGAGAGCCAAACAACGGUGAGGGUGAUAACUGUGUGCAGUUAUUGCAAAAUUCUGAAUACAGGUGGAAUGAUGCAGGCUGCCAAUGGACAAAUCCAUUUAUCUGCUAUAAAGGUCUUCCACUCAUCCUCAUUAAUCAGAAGAAGACAUGGUGGGAAGCUCUGAGAUACUGCAGAGAGAAUCAUGUGGAUCUGGUCUCUGUUCACACUGAGAAAAUCCAGCACUGGGUGGAAUCAGCUGUUUAUUAUGCCUCCACUGCUAAUGUGUGGAUGGGUCUGCGUCACACCUGUGCUCAGAACUUCUGGUUCUGGGUGAGUGGAUCGACCAUCUGCUACCAGAACUGGGCUCCAGGGAACGGGACACGGGUGGAAGACUGCAGUGGAGGAGAAAGAUCAGGUGCAGUGCAGUCUGGGAGUAAGCAGUGGGUCAGUCUGCCAGAGGAUCAGAGACUCAACUUCAUCUGCACCACCUCUGAGGAGCUUUAGUUGAGGAUUCAGGCAACCAUCAAUGAAGC
This is a messenger RNA of Pygocentrus nattereri (red-bellied piranha), 1652 nucleotides long. Its product is annotated as macrophage mannose receptor 1-like. The transcript is spliced from 9 exons. The coding region runs from base 61 to 1623 and encodes 520 amino acids. NCBI's taxonomy places the organism in Eukaryota, Metazoa, Chordata, Actinopteri, Characiformes, Serrasalmidae. The record is from RefSeq and is a predicted model, not a curated record.